Aureobasidium subglaciale EXF-2481 is the source of this 462-nucleotide messenger RNA. RefSeq lists its product as uncharacterized. The transcript has 2 exons. Bases 1 to 462 code for a protein of 153 amino acids. Lineage: Eukaryota; Fungi; Ascomycota; Dothideomycetes; Dothideales; Saccotheciaceae. The record is from RefSeq and is a predicted model, not a curated record.
AUGUCAUCUGAUCAAGAAUACGCCAACUUUUUGGAAAAGGCCAACCAGGACACAGGCAGCUCCAGCAACGAAGUCAAAAGCAGCGGUUUCGCCCAAACAAAAGCUGUUGACUCUGCUGUUCCUGCACCACUGAAGAAUGUGGAUGCUUUCUACCAAAGCGACACUGAUGAGCCGUUCGAGCCUGUUGCUUUGAAGUAUGGGAAGCAGGACUCCAUCAGUCAAGACAAGUUCUCAGAUCUGAUCAACCACUCUGGUGAAGUGGAAGAAGUCAGUGUCAAGGACUGGAACACCAAGAACCACUACGCUGAAGUCGUUGAGGCAGUCAAGAAGGCCGGCAGCGGUAAAGCUGAUGUUCAAGUCUUCCGUGUCGCUCACGGUAGCACUCGCUGCGAAUACUACAUCGUCACUCUCAACGACGAGGGUGUCGUCGUCGGUGUCAAGGCCAAGGCUGUCGAGAGCUAG